Messenger RNA from Dictyostelium purpureum, 1275 nucleotides. RefSeq lists its product as uncharacterized. The coding region runs from base 1 to 1275 and encodes 424 amino acids. The record is from RefSeq and is a predicted model, not a curated record. The transcript has 3 exons. NCBI's taxonomy places the organism in Eukaryota, Evosea, Eumycetozoa, Dictyosteliales, Dictyosteliaceae.
AUGUUUACUAAAGAAUAUGUACUAUUACUUUGUUUUUUUGGCAGAUACGAUGAAAUUAAACAAAUACUUUCAACAACAGAGUGUAUUAUGCAUUUUUUUAGGUAUUCAAGAAUACAGACUCCAAGGGGUAUUUUUAAUGAAUGUUUUAAAGUUUGCUUCGAACGCCCAUCCAAACAAAGAGAAAAACAACUAUCCUAUUUAUUUUCUGAUUUAAUUACGGAUGGUCAUAUACAUUUAUUUAAAUUAUUUGUCGCUCAAUAUCACAAUGCAUCAAAAUUAGAAGGUAACAUUGCAUCAUGGUUUUCAAGACAAAACAUAUCAUAUAUGGUUAGAGCCAGCAUCGAAUACGCUUCUAAUAUGCAUGUUCUCUCCAGCGUUGGUGUUUGGAAUGAUGAAAAAAACGCUUACAUUGGCAGCAUCGAACUACAAAAAGUUACAUCCAAUGUUGGUAAAGCCUAUGAAGGUUUCCAACAUAUGGGUUCACAAACCUCAACCUAUAACUAUACUUCAAAACAAUUAAGUUUUAUUAUUAAACAAAAUGGUACUGAAAAUAAAUUCCUUCAUUCAGUUGAUACUACCACUUGGAAAGAAAUUAACACAUCAUCAAUCGGUAAAGAUUACAACUAUACUGGUUUAGCUUUUGACAAUACCACUGAUGCAUUCAAUUUAUUUGGUACUUACACUAAUGGUGAUAAUAAUCUCCACGUUUGUAAAAUCAGUCCAAGUGACCACGCCUCUAAAAAUACCCACACUUUCCCAGGCGAACUCUGUUCAACAUUCUUCCAUUCUAAAUUAAACACCUAUUAUGUAUUCUAUACCAAACCAUCAAACCCAGAACAAAUCUAUGUUAAUUCAUACGAUAUGAAAGCCAGCCCAGUUAGUUUGGAUCAAGCUUAUGAAGUUAAAAAUGUUGGUAAAGGUUAUAAACCAAUCCCAUCAACCUUAAAAAAUCUUGCAUAUAUUCCAAACAAAGAUUUAGUUGUUUGUAAUAUUAAAGUCGUAUCAGAUGUAAAAGAAGGUUCAGAAAUUUUCCACAUUUCAACUACCAACAAAACCAUCACCAAUUACGGCUGGAACGGCAGUGAAGGCAUUUUAACACAAAUCAAAACACCAUUCGCUUUAUUCGCAGAUCUCAAAUUACCAAGAAUCUACCAAAUCGUUCUUUAUGCUGACACUUACAAAUUAUAUACUUAUAGCACAUAUAACAACAGAUGGCAAGAAACUAAAAAAUUCGGUAUUGCCGUUACUUCCAUUUGGGAAAUUGAAUCAAAAUAA